Dioszegia hungarica is the source of this 858-nucleotide messenger RNA. RefSeq names its product PQ loop repeat-domain-containing protein. Lineage: Eukaryota; Fungi; Basidiomycota; Tremellomycetes; Tremellales; Bulleribasidiaceae. The record is from RefSeq and is a predicted model, not a curated record. The coding region runs from base 1 to 858 and encodes 285 amino acids. The transcript has 7 exons.
AUGGAGAACGAAGCAGCAGCGACCACCCUAGCUGUCGCGGGCGCGGUGUGCUGGUCCAUCCAGCUUAUCCCCCAGAUUAUCGUCAACUACCGCAGGCACCAUGCGCGAGGCCUGCACGCAAGUAUGAUGUUCCUCUGGGCAAUAGCGGGCGUGCCUCUCGGCGUAUACAACAUAUCGCACAACCUCCACCCGGCUCUCCAGGUCCAGGCGCAGAUCCUGACUGCGCUGAGCCUCGUCACUUGGGCACAGUGCAUGUACUACAACGCUAAAUGGUCGAUAUUGAAAGUCGCCAGUAUGGCGUGCGGAAUAGGGUCCAUACUGGCAGGUAUCGAAGUGGGUCUAGUCUACGCACUGAGGCUUGCUAUUGCGCAACACCUCGAAUGGCCCUCCAUCCUCGUCGCGGCCAUCUCGGCCGCCCUCCUCGCUUCGGGUGUCCUGAGGCACUAUUGGGAUAUUUAUCAAACGCGCACCGUGCGCGGGAUAAGCUUUCUGUUCGUGGGGAUUGAUGCGCUCGGGGAUCUGACAAGUCUCUUAUCGCUCCUCUUCCGAGUCCCGUUCGAUACCCUCGGCGCGGUCAUAUACGGUACAGAACUCGUCCUCUGGAUCGGAAUCAUGCUCUGCGGUCUCGUUCUCGGUACAGACGAUAGCUUGCCCGCUGAUCUCGCGAUGAAUGGCGUGACAGAUGUAGGAUCGGUACCGGCUUUGACGACCGCUUCAGCCCGGGUAGAUUCGGCGGAUGUGAUAGGGCGGUCCACUUCAAGAGUGGCAUCCAGUAUCGGUGGUUCCUCUAUCCGAAGCAGACAUUCGAACUACUCGGUCUUCCGUACAGCAUCUCUUCGGUCCGUUUUAGAUGAAUAG